AUGUCUACACCUGUAGAAUCAAAUCUGAAACUUACUACACUUGAGUUUGAUGAUUUAUUUGGAGAUGAAUCUGAUUCACUUUUAUUAGAUCCUGGUGAAUAUCAGAGAUUAGUUGGGAGAUUAUAUCUUAUUCUCACCAGGCCAGAUUUAUCUUAUGCAGUUCAAAGUCUCAGCCAAUUCAUGCAGGCUCCUAAAGUUUCUCAUAUGAAUGCUGCCAUUAGAGUAGUGAAAUAUGUUAAGCAAUCACCUGGAUUUGGGAUAUUAUUGACAACACAAUCCACAGAGUCUCUUCAGGCAUAUUGUGAUGCUGAUUGGGGAUCAUGUAUUAAUUCUAGAAGAUCAAUUACUGGUUACCUAAUCAAGUAUGGAGAUUCUCCAAUAUAUUGGAAAUCCAAGAAGCAGUCUACUAUUUCCAAAAGCUCUGCUGAAGCAGAGUAUAGGAGUCUGCCUCCACUGUUGCAGAGAUUGCUUGGAUUAUUGCAAAGCAGCUAUUCAGAUUGCUGCUAA
Solanum lycopersicum (tomato) is the source of this 507-nucleotide messenger RNA. RefSeq names its product secreted RxLR effector protein 161-like. The record is from RefSeq and is a predicted model, not a curated record. NCBI's taxonomy places the organism in Eukaryota, Viridiplantae, Streptophyta, Magnoliopsida, Solanales, Solanaceae.